Messenger RNA from Cryptosporidium muris RN66, 1365 nucleotides. Its product is annotated as tubulin alpha chain, putative. The transcript has a single exon. Gene Ontology annotation, molecular function: structural constituent of cytoskeleton; GTP binding. Bases 1 to 1365 code for a protein of 454 amino acids. Lineage: Eukaryota; Apicomplexa; Conoidasida; Eucoccidiorida; Cryptosporidiidae. Gene Ontology annotation, biological process: microtubule cytoskeleton organization; mitotic cell cycle. The record is from RefSeq and is a predicted model, not a curated record. Gene Ontology annotation, cellular component: microtubule; cytoplasm.
AUGCGUGAAGUUAUUUCGAUACAUGUUGGUCAAGCAGGCAUACAAGUUGGUAAUGCUUGCUGGGAGUUGUUUUGUCUUGAGCAUGGUAUCAAUCCUGAUGGUACAAUGCCUGCAUCUGAGCAGAAUAUGGGGAUUUCUGACGAUGCCUUCAAUACUUUCUUUAGCGAAACUGGUGCUGGGAAACAUGUACCAAGAGCAGUAUUUGUUGAUCUAGAACCUACUGUGGUUGAUGAAAUUCGCAGUGGAACUUACCGUCAACUAUUUCAUCCUGAACAACUUAUAAGUGGGAAAGAAGAUGCGGCCAAUAACUUUGCACGUGGUCACUAUACUGUAGGAAAAGAGAUUCUAGAACUUUGUUUAGAUAGAAUCCGUAAAUUAGCUGAUAAUUGUACAGGGCUUCAAGGUUUUUUGAUGUUUAAUGCUGUCGGAGGUGGAACAGGAGCAGGUUUGGGGACACUACUUCUUGAGAGGUUGUCAGUGGAUUAUGGUAAAAAGUCUAAACUGAACUUCUGUACAUGGCCUUCACCACAACUGAGUACAGCUGUGGUUGAACCAUAUAAUGCUGUUCUUUCAACUCACUCACUUCUUGAACAUGCUGAUGUUGCUGUUAUGCUGGAUAAUGAGGCGAUCUAUGACAUAUGCAAAAGGAAUUUAAAUAUUGAACAACCUACGUACACGAAUUUAAAUCGACUAAUUGCACAAGUAAUAUCAUCUUUAACUGCCUCACUGCGUUUUGAUGGUGCAUUAAAUGUGGAUAUAACUGAGUUUCAGACAAAUUUGGUACCUUAUCCUAGAAUCCACUUUAUGCUUUCUUCUUAUGCUCCCAUCAUUUCUGCGGAGAAGGCAUUUCAUGAGCAACUAAGUGUUGCUGAGAUCACAAAUGCAGUGUUUGAACCCCAGAACCAGAUGGCGAAGUGUGAUCCGAGACAUGGGAAGUACAUGGCCUGUUGUUUAAUGUAUCGUGGUGAUGUAGUGCCAAAGGAUACUAAUGCUGCUGUUGCUACAAUAAAAACAAAGAGAACGAUUCAAUUUGUUGAUUGGUGCCCAACAGGUUUUAAGUGUGGAAUAAAUUAUCAACCUCCAACAGUAGUUCCAGGUGGGGACUUAGCUAAAGUUAUGCGUGCCUGUUGUAUGAUAUCUAAUUCUACUGCAAUCGCUGAGGUUUUUAAUAGAAUGGAUCAUAAAUUUGACUUGAUGUAUUCAAAGAGAGCAUUUGUUCAUUGGUAUGUUGGUGAAGGUAUGGAGGAAGGUGAAUUUAGUGAGGCCAGGGAGGAUCUAGCUGCACUAGAGAAGGACUAUGAAGAAGUGGGCAUUGAGAUUGCCGAUGGUGAUGACGAAGAAGGACAUUAUGAUGCUGAUUUUUGA